UUCUUCACUCGAGAUUUGCCGCGACACUGUUGUCUGUGUUCUUAACCACUUCUUCUGACGACCACGUGACGAACGAUUUUGUCUUGCGCUGGUCCUUAUUCUUAAGUUUUCAGGUGUUCUUUGAUUUUUUUCUUCAAAACCCUGACGAUAUGAAGACACCGAAGAAGCCUUCCAGCCCUAACCAUAAGAUGAACGUUUCCUUUGGGGGACAGGUGAAGAAGCCAAACGCGAUGAGAAAGAAGAAAUUUAGCCUCAUGACACCCGAACACGCGUGGCAGGCGGUCAAAGACAACGAUACGUUCACCGUCCGUACCAAGACACCUUCGAAACAGAACGGCCUUGGUUUGCAAUCGUUGAAGACUGAGGGCAGCCCCAAGAAGAAGCCGAAUAUGAGUGUGCAGAACACGCCUGAGUCUAAGGUCAAACCGUCCACAAACCAAGGCGAUUCGAGUUCAAAAAAGAGGAAGAAAAGUAGGAAGUCGAAGGAAGGAUCUGCAGUUUUUAAGUCGCCGGGUGCCAAUAAUGCUAAUAAACCCAAAACGGAAAACGUGAGCCCUGAAGUUAAGCUUGGCCUCAAGAUCGAGAAAUUCCUUGACCAAAGCCCAAAAAAUCCGCCUAAAAAAACCACCCCCAAUGUCAAAAAAAGCCUGAAGAUGACCUAUCGACCUCUCGAUACAACGCCUUCAGGUGGUUUCCUACAUCAACUUACUGUGUUGAAUGCUGUAAAAACUCUUAUCAAUAAUGUUGAGAACUCAGGAGACAAAGGAAUUUUAGAAGAUAAAGUUAAUUUUCUUCUUACAGUUCAUUUUGCUAAACUGCCAGUUGCAACAAAUGGUAUUGUAAGAGUUAAGCUCCCUCACUCUUUGUAUACAGAUACUGCAGAUAUUUGCUUAAUUGUCACUGAUCUUAAAGGUCAUAAGACAGAACCUGAUGAAGCAAUUGAUCAUUACAAAGAAUGUUUGUCUAAGGCAGGAAUCAAGCUUCAAGUAGAGGUCGUUCCUUACCGCAAACUGAGAACCGAAUACACCCAAAUUGAACAAAAACGAAAAUUUGUUAAUAGAUUUGAUCGUAUUUUAAUUGAGGGAAAAUUAGCAAGGAGAUUAAGUUCUGUAAUCCCUAAAAAAAUUUUGAAAUCGAAACUACCAGUACCAAUUAACCUCUAUCAUUUAAAUAAACUCAAGCAACAAUUUGAUGUUGCUUUAAAAAAAACUCCAUUUAUUUUGAGUUCAAAAGCAUUAACAAUCUCAGCACAGUUUGGACAUUCAGGAUUGUCUCCAAGUCAACUAACUGACAAUAUACUGGCUAUGUUCAAAGUUCUAGCAGACACAGAUGUUUUCAAAUUAGGAGCAGCUAACAUCAGAUCGCUUUUUAUCACAGCUAAAAAUGUUCCGGCAUUACCAAUCUUCUUUUCAAAUAUUUCUCCAAAUGAUGUUAAAGAAGGAACGAUAGAAAAGAAAUUGCCUAAAUUUGGACCAGUGACAGAUGAAUUAAGCACGUUUCCCAAUACAAAUGUCACAGUUUAUCCUGAUGGAAGAGUCAAAACAAAAAAAAUGAAACCUGAAAAUGAAGAUGAAAGCGAUCAGAGUUUUAAUGAUAGUAAAUUUGAUUUAAUUUUACAAAACUCAGAUGAUAGUGAUGAUGAAACAGAUGAUGACAGUUUCGAAAUGGACAGUGAAGAUGACUCUUUUCAAGAGAUAAAACGUACGAAAGUCGUAAAGAGUAUGAACUCUAUAUCUAAAGGCAGUAACGUUAAGGAUGAAAGUGAUGAUGAUUCAUCUGACGAUGAAGCAGAGAUUGAAGAGGCAGAACAGAAUUUCCUACAAGAAAUCAGGAAGCAGCAAGAUGAAAUCAAUGAGAAGAAUAAGAAAACUGGCAAAACAGUGAAAACUGACAAAACAGUGAAAACUGACAAAACAGUGAAAACUGGCAAAACAGUGAAAACUGACAAAACAGUGGAAGGACAACAAACAGCAAAACCUGCUUCUUCGCCUAAGAAAGAAGGCCAAAAGAAUAAACCAGGAAUGAAGCAACCUUCACUAGAAAAAAGACAAAGUUUCAUUGGUGGCAAACAAGUAAAAAAAACAAAUUUGAAGAAAGGUGGACAAUCGCCAAAUGGCCAUGCCAAGAAAAAUCAGCAGUCUCCCAAAAAUAAACAAAAGGGUAAUAACAAACACAGGUACUUCAGCACAGGGUGAAAAUUUAUAUGAUUUCCCA
This is a messenger RNA of Cimex lectularius (bed bug), 2214 nucleotides long. RefSeq names its product ribosomal L1 domain-containing protein 1-like. The record is from RefSeq and is a predicted model, not a curated record. The coding region runs from base 150 to 2195 and encodes 681 amino acids. NCBI's taxonomy places the organism in Eukaryota, Metazoa, Arthropoda, Insecta, Hemiptera, Cimicidae. The transcript is spliced from 13 exons.